This is a messenger RNA of Colletotrichum navitas, 1668 nucleotides long. RefSeq lists its product as uncharacterized. The transcript is spliced from 7 exons. The coding region runs from base 1 to 1668 and encodes 555 amino acids. NCBI's taxonomy places the organism in Eukaryota, Fungi, Ascomycota, Sordariomycetes, Glomerellales, Glomerellaceae. The record is from RefSeq and is a predicted model, not a curated record.
AUGGAUUUAGCUGACGAGAUGAUCUGGUCCUUGUCGGAAGUUGGGAGCCCUUCUCAGGUUCUUGAAUCGCUAGAGAUCGCCUCCGUCGAUGUCGAUGUCAGGGGACCAUCAAGCACAUGCGGAGGGACACCUGUCACCGCUGCUGAGCGGAGGCCGCUGCCGGCCAGCGACUGCAAAGCCGGUGAAAAAAGCCCCAGAUCCACUGCGCAUGACUUUGCUCCGCCCCCGGCUUUUGAACCCAUGGGAAUGAGCUUCUCAUCAAUGUCCUUUUAUGGCUUGCGCGAUGCUGUUUGCCACUCACUUGGCAAAAGUCAUCUUGAAGUAGCUUGCGUUGUGGACGCGUCCGCUAAGAAUAAAGUAGACACCUGUAAAGUAACGAGGGCUGAUAUGCCCCGCGGAGUGCAACAUCAUGACAGCUACUGGUGGGCUGCACUAGGCGAUGCGACUCUCGAGACGUACAUUGCAGGCGCUUACCGGAAUAUUGCAAGUUUCAUCAGCAAGGCCGACGUUCUUGAGAGGCUCAGGGAGGCUCGCCUUCCGGAAGCGAAUCAGCUCGUCCGCAACUUCGUCUACGGCCUAGUCGCUCUCGGUGCAUACUCCUACCAUGGUCAACGGCAGCAGCUCCGAGACGACGUCGCCACUAGUAGCAGGACCCAGAAGGAUGGUAGCUCCCCAGCCAGCUCCGAGAACAGCGACAUUGGCGCCGAUUGGGUUUCCUGGCGACUGCGUGCCGCUCUUGGUUCCUGUAGGGGUGUACAUGAUCUGCCAAGCAACAUAUUGAAACUUCAGAUGUCUUUGCUCGUAGCCUCCAUUGCACUCGAGUGCGAGAUGCCAUCUCUUGUGACCGAGCAUAUCACUAGCGCCGUCAUGCACAUUCGCGAACUGGGCCUGCUUCAUGGGGCCCCCGACGAUGUGUCUGGGCCGAUCUUGGGAUACACGUACAUGUUGGAUGUGUCGCACGCUCUUGACCGAGGAGUGCCUCCGACAAUCGACUGCGACUGGGUGGGUGUUCCAGGCCCAUCAAAGCACGUUUCGGACAAGAAUCUGGAGGGAAUACGUUGCCUGGCAGCCGUUAUGCACAAAACUAUCAAGAAACAGUUCAGUCCUCGGGCCAUUUCAGCGAUGACGGUCACCAGAGGCAACAGAGCGAAAAGGCACGGCAGCGUCAAGGAUCACCUGCGGCAGUGGACCAUACUUUUCCCCGAUCUCAAUCGCCGAACGAGGUCGGAGAAGUUAUAUAGUCUUCCCGACAGCGUGACACGGCUGGCCUACUGCAUGUAUCACCGUGCCGUGUUCCUUGUGCACUGCCCCUGGAUUGCUGCAGCAGCAGGGUCGAAUCCAACCAGCAGCGACAACGUCGUCACAUUGGCUAACGAUUGCUGCAUUCGCGCCUGCUUGGAAUCGGCCCGGCAAGUGAUUGAUGCUAUCCCGUUCUUUUUCUCCCCGUCGUCGGCGGGCACCAUGCUUGAAAGUCUGCUUCUUAUUUGCUAUUGCAAGAUAGACAAAGCGGUCCCUGAGGAACACAGGCGAAAGUGCAUUGCAUUGACCGGCCUAUGCCAGGGAUCGCUAGCGCGCAUUAGUCUUGAUAAAAGCGAGAUAGGCGACACCAGCGCCGCCCACCCAGUGCUCAAGCAUGCCCAGGUGAUAUUAUCACUAGGCAAUCCUUAG